Drosophila bipectinata is the source of this 1182-nucleotide messenger RNA. RefSeq names its product Helix loop helix protein 3B (gene HLH3B). Gene Ontology annotation, molecular function: protein dimerization activity; RNA polymerase II cis-regulatory region sequence-specific DNA binding; DNA-binding transcription factor activity, RNA polymerase II-specific. NCBI's taxonomy places the organism in Eukaryota, Metazoa, Arthropoda, Insecta, Diptera, Drosophilidae. Gene Ontology annotation, biological process: regulation of transcription by RNA polymerase II. The record is from RefSeq and is a predicted model, not a curated record.
GAACUUGGACCACGGCGGACGUUACCAUCCUCCGGAGAACAGUGUGAGACAUGGCCUGGCUACCCAGUAGCUCCAAUGGAGCAGACAAUGGCGACGAAAGAAGCACAACGUCCAGUGGCGGUUCAUCCAGCGGUCGCAGGGAACAGGACGAGCCAAACGGAGGAGGAGCAGGAGGCACCUCUAACGGCGGAGGUCUACCGGAGUCCACCAGGGCAACAGUGAGGCAACCUCCUGCCCUCCUUCGCCAUGCCACGCCCCAUUUGCAGCCCAAGACGGAGUCCAUUUCGGACGGGGACGCUGAUGGCGAUGCUGAGUUGUCCGACUUCUCGCUGAACGAUACGGAGGAGGACGAGGAGGACCUGAGGGACUACUUGGUCCUGAAUGGAAAUCAAGGAGAUGCGAAUCGUUCCCUGUCCAGUUCUCCGCGCAGUCAUUCCCGGAACGGACCGUUAACGGCUCCGGCGAGCUCGGGCAGCUCCGUCGGCGGAACAGGAGGCGGUGGAGGUGGUGGCGGAGGCAGUUCCGCAGCCAGUUCUGGCGGGGUAAGUGGCGGAAAUGGCGUCGGUGGGGUCCGGAAAGUGUUCACCAAUACGCGGGAGCGCUGGCGACAGCAAAACGUGUCCGGGGCAUUCGCCGAACUCCGUAAACUGGUGCCCACGCAUCCGCCGGACAAGAAGCUCUCCAAGAACGAGAUCCUUCGCUCGGCCAUCAAGUACAUCAAGCUCCUCACCGGCAUCCUGGAGUGGCAGCAGCGUCAGAAUCCCGAGCAGAACAACAACGAUAAUCGCACGGUGAAUGGUCACGCCCUGGACUCGUGUAUGCCGGACUCCGGGGACUCCAUGGAUAACGCCUCCGUAAGGCACAUAAAGUGCGAGCGCGGGGAGCACCGGAACGGUGGCAAUGAUCUCCUUAUGAUCGCCCCAGGAGGUCUAAUCAAAACGGAGCAUCUACAGGAUCCUAGUGCCACAGCAGCCACUCCCACCAUGCCAUCCCUACCACUGACUCCGCAAGUUCCGGGCGAGAACAGCCGGAUAGUGGGAGCGGGAACAGGUUCGGGUCUGCGAUUGGCGGCCAGGAGUAGCAAGCGACGCCACAAGCCCGAAAAUGGAAGUGGCAAUGGCAACGGAAGUGGCGGAGCCACGGAUCUCAGUCUUGGAAAGAGAAGACGGACAUGAAAAUAUU